AGAGGUGAGGGCACAGAGGAGGCUAGGGGCCCAUCUGGACAGGGGCUCGUAGCCUACCUAGGGCAGAGGUGCACUGAACUGGCCCAAAGGGGUCCACUCCAGGAAGACCAUGGAGAUAGCUCCAUGGAAUCCACUUCCCAUUUGGGGGAGAAAGGAGGGGAGACCCUGGCAUCUUGACCUGGAGUGCCAAGCAGACCUACAGGCCUGGCCUGACCCCCUCCCCAAGAAAGGGGAAUGCAGUGUGGGCUGGGGAAGGAGAGGGGUCAGAGACCCCAGACUGGUGCAACCCCAAAUCCCUUGGCACCUAAGGCCCAGCCCGCGCCCCCUGGCGACCGCGGCAGUCCGGGGGAACACCUGCAUCCUUCCGCCCUCACCAGGGACCCGCGUGCCCGACAUGGCUAGAAUGUCCCGACCUUCUGCCUUCAGAAGCCCCCAGAUAAGCGGCUCAGAGCCUGCGGGGCCGGCAGGGAGGCCCCGCUGUUCGGAAGGCUAAGUGCAUUAGCCCCGCUCACAUCCCCUAUCGCUGCUGCCAUCGGACGGGCGGGGCCGGAGCUCCGCUCUAGCGCCCCGGGGCGACCGCGACGGUGGCGGAGCCCAGAACGGACUGUCCUUUCCGGAGUGGGUGUGGGGGGCGCUGGGGAACGAGGGUUGGGAGGAAAGGACGAAAGAGGGCUGGAGGAGGGAAGGGGGAGCUGGGGUGACCAAACCAAGGAAAGGGGUGGAUGUGGGACGGGGUGUCUCGGAGGAAGGAGAGCCCGCAGGGGGCCGGGCCCGGGGUUGGGACGAGAGCGCUGGGAGGUGGGCAGUGGGACAGCGCCGACUGGACCCUGGGCCAAAGAGAAGGAAUGGGGUGCCGGGCGAAGGGGGUGAAUGGCCGGGGAGCUGGAGGAGAGCGACGGGAAGAGCUGGGGGCUGGCGGGGCGGGGAUCUAAGGGUCUUGGGGGCACGAAGCUGGCUGCCUGGGGCCAGGCCCGGUGAGGCAGAGUGGCGGGGCGCGGGCGCAGCGGAGGAGCGGGGUGGGGGUGGGGGUCACACGUGCCCGGGCCGCCCCACACGCGCCCCGAGUGUCUGCCGCUCGGACACUAAGGGAGAUGGAUGGGGUGGGGGAAAUGCAACGCGGGGCCCCGGGCGGUUCCUGGCGCAGCCGCCGCCCCCGCAGCGGAGGGUCGGGCCGGGACUUGGGCGGCACAUAAAGGGGCCGCGAAGCGCGAGGACCGGGCGGGCGGCGGCGGCAGCAUGAGCGCAGCAGACCCGAAUCCCGCUGCGGGCGCAGUCCCCGACUCGGACCCGGAUCCGGGCCGGGCGGCGGUCGCCUCCGCCUACCAGCGCUUCGAGCCCCGCGCCUACCUCCGCAACAACUACGCGCCCCCUCGGGGCGACCUGAGCAGCCCGGACGGCGUCGGGCCUUGGAAACUGAGCUGCUUGGCACAGACCUUCGCCACCGGUGAGGUGUCUGGACACACCCUCAUCGACAUUGGUUCAGGCCCCACCAUAUACCAGCUGCUCAGCGCCUGCACCCACUUUGAGGACAUCACCAUGACAGAUUUUCUGGAGGUGAACCGCCGGGAGCUGGGGCUCUGGCUUCGGGAGGAGCCCGGGGCCUUCGACUGGAGCAUGUACAGCCAGCACGUCUGCCUCAUUGAGGGCAAGGGCGAGCCCUGGCAGGAAAAGGAGCGCCAGCUGCGAGCCAGGGUGAAGCGGGUCUUGCACAUCGAUGUGCACCAGCCCCAGCCCCUGGGUGCUGGGAGCCUGGCGCCCCUGCCUGCCGAUGCCCUGGUCUCUGCCUUCUGCCUGGAGGCUGUAAGCCCAGACCUUGCCAGCUUCCAGAGGGCCCUGGAUCACAUCACCACUCUGCUGAGGCCUGGGGGGCACCUCCUCCUCAUUGGGGCCCUAGAGGAGUCAUGGUACCUGGCUGGGGAGGCCCGGCUGGUGGUGGUACCCAUGUGUAAGGAGAAGGUGGUGGAGGCCUUGGUUCGUAGCGGCUAUGAGGUGCGGGACCUGCGCACUUACGUCAUGCCUGCCUGCCUUCAGACAGGUGUAGACGAUGUCAAGGGCAUCUUCUUCGCCUGGGCCCAGAAGAAGGUGGGGGUGUGAUGGCCCAGUGCACCCUGUGCUGAUGGCUCUCAUAUACCCAGAUUCCCUGUCAUCUGUGGUGGCACCUAAUAAAGAAAUCAGUUCCUCCUGC
Neofelis nebulosa (Clouded leopard) is the source of this 2185-nucleotide messenger RNA. It is a transcript of the gene PNMT, whose product is annotated as phenylethanolamine N-methyltransferase. Gene Ontology annotation, cellular component: cytosol. Lineage: Eukaryota; Metazoa; Chordata; Mammalia; Carnivora; Felidae. The coding region runs from base 1096 to 2094 and encodes 332 amino acids. The record is from RefSeq and is a predicted model, not a curated record. The transcript is spliced from 3 exons. Gene Ontology annotation, molecular function: phenylethanolamine N-methyltransferase activity.